Lycium ferocissimum is the source of this 615-nucleotide messenger RNA. Its product is annotated as cytochrome b-c1 complex subunit 9, mitochondrial-like. Lineage: Eukaryota; Viridiplantae; Streptophyta; Magnoliopsida; Solanales; Solanaceae. The transcript is spliced from 3 exons. Gene Ontology annotation, biological process: mitochondrial electron transport, ubiquinol to cytochrome c. Bases 168 to 386 code for a protein of 72 amino acids. The record is from RefSeq and is a predicted model, not a curated record.
UAACACGCGGAACGAUUUUGGCAUAUUCCCUGCUUACACCCCUUAUUUUCACUCUUCGAGUCUCUUCUAAGUUCUACCAGUUCGUCAUCUGCAUCCUGAAGUUUCUACACUCAAAAUAAAAAUAAAAAACAGAGAGUUACAUUGGAAGAGAGAAUAAAAAAAACAGCAUGGAAAGAGCAUAUAGGAGGAGUAGAAAAGAGCCUCUUGAAGGCCUAUACAGAGUACUUAUGCGUCGCAAUUCAGUUUAUGUAACAUUUGUCAUCCUUGGCGCUUUCCUUGGUGAACAGGCUGUUGAUUAUGGUGUUCGUAAGCUUUGGGAUUACAAUAAUAUUGGGAAACGGUAUGAAGACAUCCCAGUUUUGGGGCAAAGGCAAUCUGAAGAAUGAAUCCCUCUUUCAUGAUGACUACAUAGGUUUGGAAUUUUGUCCAAUGUAAUAGAAGCUAUAUGCAUGUAUGUCUAAUCUCUUGAGCUCCGUGCUAGGCGGGCUAUCCGGGAUCAUAUGAUCACUUUCUCUGUCUAGAUAUGAUACAUUUGUGUGAAACUUGGAGAUCCUUAGAUCUGUGUGAAUAGUUUGUUAUCGUUCAGGUUUGCGAGGAUGCAGUACAAAUGUCUUC